UCCCUUGCACACGGUACAUAAAACACCAUGGAACAGCUUUUGCUUCGGUUCUCUCAAAAGUGACCAUAUUUGCUUUAUGAUAUCUCCGUAACAAUUCAGUUGUUGUUGGUGGUGUUUGCCUUUAAAAGCAUGAAGUUACUGAUUGGUAUCUGUCUUCUUUUGGUGGCAUUUCGAGCGGUAAAUGCUCGAAAUGUUUGGAGUCAGCAGAUCGAAAACUUCUACCAUCUUGUGGGGAAAAUUGAAGCCGCUCUGCAAAGAGAAGCGUUGGAAAUUUUGAGCAGCUUGGACUUGAAGUGGCAUGAAGAAAUUUGGACCAAUGCCAACAUGAGUCGGCAGUGUGAGGAGGACAUGUUGAAGUUUCGGAAGGAUCUGUUUCAUCGGGAGAACUACGCUCUACAUAUGCUAGACGCCUGUGGAAAACCUCCGAGUGGCAUUCUGACUGGCAACCUGAACUGGCCCGGCAGUUACUCCCAGUGCGUCAAAGUGACCAAAGAAGAGAACAACAUCACGUUCGACGGGAAGUACUUCAUGGCAAAUUUGGUUCUUACCGAAAGCAACAACCAGACCAACAUCCCAAUGAAACUAGGCCUGUGCGUCCCUAGUUCGUGCACUGAGAAUGACGUCAUUUUGCAGAUAGAAAACAAUCUCUUUGUCUGGUCAAUGGUUAAUUGGAGAGUCCUAAAAGUUACUGCGUACUUACCGGAAGUCGCACCAAUUAAUCCAUGGACAGUGGCUGCGAUUUUAAUCUGUGCGGCAAUUUGCAUAUUGCAACUGGUUGGUACGACAUAUGAUGUCAUGGUUGUACGACAUCGGAAAGCAGCCACCGAAAAGACUCCAGAAGCAAUUGCAAACGGCGCCAAAUCACAUGAAGUUAGUCCCGGACAAGAAGGUAUUUCAUGUCGAUUGCUCUUGGCCUUCUCCGUCUAUAACAACAUCGAGAAGCUUCUCAGUACCAAGCAGUCACCUGACAGUAUCACCUGUCUACACGGCAUCCGCUUCCUCAGUCUUACCUGGAUCGUCUUGGGACACACCUAUUACUUCUCACUCGAAUCUGUUGAUAAUCCAUUGGCUGUAUUUGAAAUAAGCAAAACGUUCACAUUUCAAGUUGUUCUUGAGACCAUGUUGGCGGUGGACACCUUCUUUCUUGUCAGCGGGCUGCUGAUGACAUACCUCUUGCUCAUACGAUUGGAGGAGGGCAUUGGAGACGGACAUUCAAUCAAAUUUGGGAUGCUGUACCUCGUAAGGUACAUCAGGCUAACUCCUGCAUUACUGUUUGUGAUGAUGGUGACGACUUGGAUGCUUCCCGAGCUGUUUAUGGGACCCCUGUGGCACUCAGGCCAGCCAUGGGACACUUUUGAGAGCGGUUGCUGGGAGAACUGGUGGACGAACAUCCUCUACAUCAACAACAUCGUCCAUAUUGACCAUACCUGCAUCGGCUGGCCUUGGUAACUUGGCUAACGAUAUGCAGUUCUUCAUCAUCGGUGUUCCCAUAGUCUAUGUUCUCUACAGGUGUUGGUAUGCUGGUCUUGCCAUAAAACUGCUGCUCCUAGUCGCCAACUUCGUAGCCACAGCCGUGGUAGUAGCAGAGUAUGACGUAAGGGCGGACUUUUUCCUAACAGACGUACAGCACAGACAAAAGCGGCACGAUGAUAUUUACAAGCACUACUACAUCAAGCCAUGGUUCGCAUCGAUCCUUUAGUCGUC
Messenger RNA from Branchiostoma floridae (Florida lancelet), 1704 nucleotides. RefSeq names its product nose resistant to fluoxetine protein 6-like. The record is from RefSeq and is a predicted model, not a curated record. The coding region runs from base 130 to 1449 and encodes 439 amino acids. NCBI's taxonomy places the organism in Eukaryota, Metazoa, Chordata, Leptocardii, Amphioxiformes, Branchiostomatidae. The transcript has 13 exons.